AAAUAAUUGAGUCAUAUUUACAUUUCUAUCUAAUGGAAAUCUUAACUUCAUUAGACUAACGAUUUUAUCCUCUUUGCACUGAUCCAGCAAAUAUCUUGUUUGGAAUGAUAAUUUGUCACUUGAUUUUGUAGGGAAAUGUAGAUUAAAAUAUUCAGUGUUUUAAGAUAGUCGAAUUGUUACUCAUAAUAGAUAUUUGUUUAUUGGAUUGCAUGUCUGUUAUCAGUUGAUUUAAAUUUUAGAAUGAAACUUCAAGAUUUUCAGUGUUCCAAAUGCAGUCAUCCUGCUCAUAUUCCAUUUUCAGUUGAAUGGUCUGAUGAUGAUUGUAUUGCUUUAGCUACAGAGAAAGGAGCAUACAUAACGGGUGGAGGCUGGACGAGGAGAUCUCUUAUCAUAAUGCAAGUUAUAAUCAUAAUGAUGCUUUUGGGGAUAGCGGAAUGUGGCAAUAUGACCAGUGCUGUUUUUGGUGACAGAACUCAUGUGUUCCCUGCUGCUUUUGGAGACUUUAACUCUGACGAAUAUCCUGAUCUGUUUGUGAUUGACAAAAAUCGCAAAAGUAUCGAAAUCCUCCUCGGAGCAGAUGUUGAACCGUUCCUCAGGGCCAGUAAGAACUUGAGGUGUGAGUUUGAUUUAACUGUUACAAGUAUAGUCCCUGGUGAUUUUGAUGGAGAUGCCUUGAUGGAUGUUCUUGUAACGCUUCAUGAAGGUGAAAAACUUAGUUCAGUUUUUAUUUUAUGGGGUAACGGUGGAGAGACGUUGGAUUGUUCUCAGAAAAAAGAGCUGUUCAAACUGACAGGACAACCUCUUGCUAUGGAUUAUAACCAAGACAUGAUAAUAGAUCUCUUUGGCAGCAGUGCUGAGAAUACCAGGAUGUUUUGGGUCUUCAAGAAUAAAUCCACCCCAACUGGCAUACCAAUGUUGAUGGAUCAAAACAGGCUUUAUCCUGAAUUAAGAAUUCCGCAUUCGCAUGCGUUCCUCGAUAUGAACGGUGACUCUGCUGCAGAUCUUGUCGUGACCACGAAGGAUGGCUUUGAGGUUUGGGUUUGGAACAAGGAACAUGGAAAUUUUGAAUUUGAUCCCAAAACCAACAAGGCUUUUCCACCAGACGCUGCCCAUGUUGGACAGUCAUUAUUUCUGGAUAUCGAACUGAAAGGUAAUAUGAACCACCUGCUACCCGUAUGCAAGAACAAGGAUUGUUCGCAGAGUACAAUUUAUGUCAACUCUUCAGGAAAGUGGCUCGACUUAAAACCUACCUUUUUUCAAGAGACUGUUCUCUGGGGAUUCGUUCCUCCUCAUCCCCAUGAAAUGUUCCUUGAAGCAAUUACCCUCCACGGUGGUGACUUUAACAUGGAUGGCUAUCCAGAUCUCCUUGCCACAUUACAGCACAAUAAUAUAAGGAAAACCUUCCUCCUGGAAAACGUGGAAUGUAAAACAAGCUGUAACGAAUUCUCAAGAACUUUUGUUGUCAAUUGGCAAGCUCUGGAUCCGUAUAAUAACAACACAAUCAUGGGAGUGUUUUAUGACUUUAUGCAAGAUGGUAUUUUGGAUAUAAUUUUCGUUCACGACAAACCCGACAGAAGAGUUUCUGCAUUCAAAAACAACCUGGACUAUGAUGCAAACUUUGUUAAGGUGAUGGUUAUAACUGGAAUAAAAGACAAAAAACAGCCGGUUAUCCCAGGACCUUUGGGAGGACGCAAGAACCGAACAUACGGAACUAAUUUGCCUGGACCUCAAAUCUCUUACGAAACGACGACUACAGAAGGAAAUUGUAGAGCUGCAGUUGCCGCACAAUUACCGCAAUCAGCUUACUUCUGCCUCCAUCUGCCAUACACUCUUUUUGGUCUCGGUAGGACGCCUAACUUCAUUGAUAACCUCAUUGUCGGAGUAUCGGGUGAAAAGAGGACUUGGCCCCAGAUCAUCCCUAACUCUCAGAUGGUCGUCAUCCCACGACCUAAGAAUCACCCCGAGAAGUGGACCGCACGACUGUUCGUCACACCGAGCAAGCUUAUUGUACAGAGCUUCAUUGCAUUGCUCGCCACUUGUUUAUUCAUCUCGCUUAUCAUUGCCGUACUUUAUUGGAAGGAGCGAAGGGAGGACAAUUACGAAAGGUUUCAUUUUCUUCAUUAAAUUCUGGAAGGUCAAUGAUAAAAAAUUAAAUUUUGUGAUUUAAUUAAUUACAUAAAGCUUUUUAAAAUAGAUUGUUAUAAAACAGAAAACUCCUUUUCAUUUGUUUUAUAACAUUUUAUAAGAUUAUAAUGUAUAUCAUUUUCUUUAAUAAUAAUAAUAGUUCUUAAGUUUGAUUAGAUUUUCUUUAUGCCUUAUUGAGCUAUAGAUGAGUUUAAUCCAUGGCUGUAGAAUUCUAUUGUACUGAAUGUUUUAGUUCAUAAUGAAAUAAGUUAGUUAUUAUCAUAUUUUCAAAGAACUAAAUUUAAUUCUUACAGUUAUUUGGUUUCUGAGAAUUUACCUCACUGAAUAAAAUAAAUUUAUUAUUUGUAAGAUGUAAGUGUAAAAACUAAAAUCUAUUUAUUAGGUAUAUUAUUAUAAGACACUUUUAGUUUUUAAAAAAUUGUUAAGAAUUUUUAGAAUUUUUCCCCCUCACCUGGGAGAGACCAUUUCUAUUGUGAUAUAUUUAUUAUGAUAACAUAAAAUAUUUUUGAGUCUUGUUUUAUUAUAAAUGAUGUAAAUAUUGCUUAUUUAUAGGUUAUCUUCCAAGCAUUGUAAAUAAAAUAAAAAUAAUUUUAUAACAGUCAUGUUUAUUGCCUAUAUUAUUUUUUUUCUAAUUAUAAAUGUAAUACUCUGGUACCAAUGUGUGAUAAUUGUAUUUAUUAAUCGUUCGGCGAUGUGAGGGAGGUCUACCUGACCUAGAAAAG
Molecule: messenger RNA, 2867 nt
Organism: Nezara viridula (southern green stink bug)
Lineage: Eukaryota; Metazoa; Arthropoda; Insecta; Hemiptera; Pentatomidae
Source: the annotation of a GenBank genome assembly